GCUAAGCCUUCAGUCCGUGAAUUAGUUGCGUGUUAAUCCGAUUUUCUCCAUUUCUUAUGAAGGGAGAGUCAGCGCACGUCUGUAGAGGUUUCUUUCCGGUGCGGCUCUCUUAUACGUCAUCAAAAUACACACUCCUUUGCUUCCUCUAACAAUGGCCAGCCCCGCUAGCUCUCUCCCUCUCUAUCAAAGAUUCACCCGGAGAAACUACAUUUCUCGAACCAUUGAACUUGUCAUCCUCUUCCUCCUCCUCUCUCUGCUGCUCCAUCGCCUCCUCUCUCCCAGAAUCCAUGGAUUCGCCUGGCUCCUGGCCUUUCUCUGCGAGUCUUGGUUCACUUUCGUGUGGGUUCUUGUUGUCAGCACCAAGUGGAACCAAGUCGAGUUCAAAACUUACCCUCACCGUCUCUUGCAAAGAUUGGAUAGGAAAGUGCAGCUCCUUCCGGUGGACAUGUUUGUGACAACGGCUGAUCCAGUCUUGGAGCCGCCAAUCCUCACUGUGAACACCGUGCUCUCCUUGUUGGCCGUCGACUACCCGCCCGAUAAGCUGGCCUGCUACGUCUCCGACGACGGCGGCUCUCCUCUCACCUUCUACUCGCUGGUUGAAGCCGCAAAGUUUGCCAGGCUCUGGGUUCCUUUCUGCAAGAAGUACGGCAUCCAGCUCCGGGCUCCCUUCCGGUACUUUUCCGGUCGGUCCUUGUCUUCUCAGGAUGCUUCGCCGGAGUUCCAGCAAGAGAGAAAGAGGAUCCAGUACGAGUAUGAACAUCUUUGCCGGAUAAUUGAAGGUGCAUCCAGAAGGCCUCUUCCUUGUGAGCUCGUUGGAGAGUUUAAGGAUUUCUCAAACAUACAACGUGGGAAUCACCCUGCCAUAGUUAAGGUUAUAUGGGAGAAUAAGGGUUCAGAUGAUGAAUCAGUGCCACAUCUUAUAUAUAUUUCCAGAGAGAAACGCCCCAAUCACCCACAUAAUUUCAAAGCUGGCGCCAUGAAUGUGCUUACAAGAGUUUCAGGAGUAAUGACAAAUGCUCCAAUUAUGUUAAAUCUAGAUUGUGACGCGUAUGUAAACAAUUCCAAAAUUAUUCUUCAUGCAAUGUGUUUGUUGAUGGGCAUCAAGAAUGAAAAAGAUUGUGGAUUUGUUCAAUCUCCGCAAUACUUCUAUGGUGGAUUGAAGGACGACCCAUUUGGAAAUCGAUUUGAGGUUUUCUUUCAGUACUUGGGGCAUGGAAUUGUGGGGAUUCAAGGACCCUUCUACCAAGGAACAAACUGCUUUCACAGGAGAAAAAUUAUUUAUGGCUUGUCACCAAAUGACAAUCGAAUCAAUGCGAAGUUGAAGAACAUUGAGGCAUUGAAGAGCAUUUAUGGAAGCUCAAUGGAGCUCACCACAUCAGUUGCUGAGAUACUGUCAGACUUGACGACUAGCACUUCACAUGAUGAUUUGUUGGGUUCCAUCGAGGCUGCUCACACUGUUGCUGGUUGUGGGUACGAGUGUGGUGCCAAAUGGGGCAGUGAGGUCGGAUGGAUGUACGGGUCUACAGCAGAAGACAUUCAAACUGGGACUUGCAUCCACGGGAAGGGUUGGAAAUCAGCCUACUGCACGCCUGACCCACCUGCCUUCUUGGGCUGUGCACCCACUGGUGGCCCUGCAACCAUGAUCCAAUAUAAGAGGUGGGCCACUGGGCUACUUGAAAUCCUGUUCGGGUCGAGAAGUCCACUCAUCUUUACGCUGAGAGGGAGGCUCCAGUUUCGACAAGCCCUGGCUUACUUAUACGUCCUUUUGUGGGGCCUACGAUCCAUUCCAGAGCUUUGUUACGCUGCCCUGCCGGCCUAUUGUAUCAUCGCCGACACUCAUUUCUUGCCCAAGGCAGGAGAUCCAGGCUUCUUGAUAACCAGCUUUCUCUUCCUCAUCUACAACUUCUACACUCUAUCUGAGUACUUGCGAACUGGCCUGUCAAUCCGCGCCUGGUGGAACAACCAGAGAAUGUCGAGAAUUGUCGCCAUGAAUGCCUGGUUCUUCGGAGCCUUGAGCGUUGGCCUCAAGCUCCUCGGAAUCUCGGACACUGUCUUCGAAGUCACCCAGAAGGAACAGCCAGGUACGGGCGACGACAAGGAUGCCGACGCCGGGAGGUUCACAUUCAAUGACUCCCCAAUAUUCAUUCCUGGCACCACCGUGUUGCUGGUGAAUCUGGUGGCUCUGGCCGCCGCAGUGCUAGGGUUCCGCCCUGCUCGCGCUCGCGGCGGAGGCGGGUUCGGGACUGGGGAGAUUGUUUGCAGCGUCUGUGUGGUGCUGCUUCUCUGGGCGUUCUUGAAGGGCUUGUUUGGGAGAGGGAAAUAUGGGAUUCCAUUGCCGACCAUCUACAAGUCAGCGGCUUUGGCAACGUUGUUUGUGCAGUUAAGCAAAAUGGGCUCCUCCAGUUGAGUCUUCUGUGAUGAUUUGCUAUGGUUGCUGGGCAUAUUUGAUUGAUAGUUUCACUUUUCAGUGCUGGCCGGUGUCACAAAGGCUUUCAUGGAAAAAAAAGUAGUCUUGUUUUCAUUUUGUUGAAUUGUUAUAUAUAUUUGUGAAGCGUGUGGUUAUAUUACAAAAUAUGUCAAAAAAAUGAAAACUGAAAUCAUUUUGAUGUGAUCUAUCUCAAAAAAAUGAAAAUGAAAAAUGAAAAAAUUAAAUUCA
Molecule: messenger RNA, 2656 nt
Organism: Diospyros lotus (date-plum)
Lineage: Eukaryota; Viridiplantae; Streptophyta; Magnoliopsida; Ericales; Ebenaceae
Product: cellulose synthase-like protein B4
Exons: 9
Coding region: 152-2407 (751 amino acids)
Biological process (GO): plant-type primary cell wall biogenesis; cellulose biosynthetic process
Cellular component (GO): trans-Golgi network; plasma membrane
Molecular function (GO): mannan synthase activity; cellulose synthase (UDP-forming) activity
Source: RefSeq, a predicted model, not a curated record